This is a messenger RNA of Papaver somniferum (opium poppy), 1771 nucleotides long. RefSeq names its product beta-catenin-like protein 1. The transcript has 8 exons. The record is from RefSeq and is a predicted model, not a curated record. Gene Ontology annotation, cellular component: spliceosomal complex. NCBI's taxonomy places the organism in Eukaryota, Viridiplantae, Streptophyta, Magnoliopsida, Ranunculales, Papaveraceae. The coding region runs from base 69 to 1586 and encodes 505 amino acids.
UUUCAUCCGAAGAAACCCUAGAAUUCUAUCUCCUUCCUCUUCUCUCCGUAUACAAUUCUACUCUAAAAAUGAUUUCUAUCCCUAAACGAUUGCGUCCUGAUUUAACUAAUCGAUUCCGUCCGCCUCGUGAAACAUCAGAUCAACUUUACUUAUCAUUCAAAAAAUCUCUUAAUGAUUAUGGCGCUGAAUCUGAUAGACCAGGAAAGUCUGAAGAUGCACUUAUUGGAAUAAUCCGUAAGAUGGAUUAUUUGAAAAUUGCUUCACCUAAUGUUUUUCAGGAGUUAGUAGAUCUGAAGAUUUUUGAAUCCAUGGUAGAUUUAUUAGAUAAUUGUGGGAAUAACUUAGCUAGUUGUAUUUUUCUACAAUUUGAAAUGAUAACUCAGGGCGAUAUUCGUGUUAUGCAUGAUGCACAAGCUGCGGGUCUCGUUGAUUUUUUAGUAAAAUACCAUGCCGUAGGAAAGUUUGUUUCAUGCUUUUUUAGGUUUUCUGAAGAUGAUGAUGUUGUUUAUGGAGCCCUUCAAACUAUUGCACAUAUGAUUUUUCUUAGACCGGAUGUGGCAGAAAUUGUUGGUAAGCAGACCAAUCUGAUUAAUUGGGUAUUGGAUGUAAUCAAGACUAAAGGAUGUGGUUAUAAAAAACAAUACACUGCAGGCUUAUUAACUACUAUUUUACAAUCUACAAGUAAGGAAAAUAUUGUCGAAUUAGGAAAAAUGGGCAGUGUAGUUGUUGUUGUAGAAGCUCUUUUACCUUAUACCAAAUGUGCUGUCAAUAAAGUAGGCAAGCUGGACCAAGAAAUACUAGCUCUGUUCGGCAAAUCUCUUGUUAAAAAAGAAGACGUGUUGGACGAAGACGAAAUAUUCGACCUGGUGCAGAGUUUGUUUGAUUGCUUAUUUUGUCUAUUAUCUUCUGUGGAGAAUAAGAAGAGGUUUGCUGAUGCCGGAGGAGUUCACUUGAUGCUACAAAUUGUUAAGCAGGAGAAGUUGAAUAAUUUCUAUUAUGGGUCUGCAAUUGCGGCACUUGAUAUUGCACUGGAACACUGUCCUUCUGCUUCUAACAAGUUUGUGAGUGAUGCUUUGGCACUCGACAUUGCAUUCCCUGCUUCCAUUGAUGCAAUUUCAUCAAGCAUUACUCAUAAGGGAGAUGAAAUUGAAGGACAUCUUAUGUCUCUUAUCACAACAUUAACAUUAAAUGAUGGCAGUACCGGUGUGAAAAAAGAUACGUUGUUAGAUAAGUUUGAGGAGAAUGAUUACAAAUUAAUCGCUUGGCUUUUGGACCUCUUCACACAAUAUUCCUUAAAAGUUUGUGCAGCGGCAAAUCAUCUCAAACAGAAACAGCUGGACCGGUCUGAGCUCUACGAUGAAAAACUGGAAUAUGGAUUGUCCACGCUUCAGUCGAUUGCUGUUAUACUUGCUUAUCUUUGGUCGUCCGAGAGAAGUAUUUUAAGAGCUAAAAUUGAAGAACAAAAGAAAGCUGUGCUGGAGAUUCUCAAAGAAUAUCGUGACAACAUUGGCAAUGAGGAUGAAUCAGAAGAAAUUGUAGCAAAGACAGUGAUCAAUGAAUACAUUGUUUCCCUUGAGAAACAAUGAAUACAUUUUGUUAUGUCAUGCAUGACAGGAAGAAUGGUGAUCUGGACGAACUAGAAGAAAGUGAACAAACACAGAGAGUACAAUUAGAAUUUCCAGUACCUUCUUCGAAUAACUUAAGUUCGGGACCUAAAAUCAUCGUUCAAUUAUUCAUCUUUAAAUGCAUCUAUUUCUCUUGCUUACACAAU